Messenger RNA from Podarcis raffonei (Aeolian wall lizard), 3499 nucleotides. Its product is annotated as zinc finger protein 397-like. Bases 326 to 1639 code for a protein of 437 amino acids. Gene Ontology annotation, molecular function: DNA-binding transcription factor activity, RNA polymerase II-specific; RNA polymerase II cis-regulatory region sequence-specific DNA binding. The record is from RefSeq and is a predicted model, not a curated record. The transcript is spliced from 6 exons. Lineage: Eukaryota; Metazoa; Chordata; Lepidosauria; Squamata; Lacertidae. Gene Ontology annotation, biological process: regulation of transcription by RNA polymerase II.
CCUCUUUUCUAAACUGUCUGUGUUGGGGACGAUCAUUGUGGAGGGGAGUUCCAGAGGUUAACGAUGCGCUGCUAUGCGCUUUGGUCUCCGAUUCUCUGCCGAAGCCCCACGCGCACAUCACCCAGGAAUUGCAGGAGGCUCAAGCAGGCAGGUCCCCUUCGUUUUAGGAGGGUCCCUACCCUGUUAACGGAGAAAUCGGAGGGCUCCCUUGGACAAAAAACAAGGACACCAGCUGGGAAUAACAGAGCGAAACAGCAGCCAGUAGGCUUUGUCUAUAUUGAAGACUGUCGCGACAGGACUCCCACCUGCCACAAGGUGGAACAAGAUGGAAGCCCUGAACAAAAGAGCCCCCAAACUUUUCUUAGCUGUUAAAAAAGAGCUGGAGGCUUCCUUGGGGCACAGACCAAAGAUGGAAAAGCAGGAUUCUGCUGCAGCAGGAAGAGGCCUUGACACUAUCAAGAUUGGAAGCACUGAGAACUUCUGGGAAAGAAGCGUGCAGAAGAAGAUCUUGGGCGAAGGUGUUUUCCAUCCCAAAGUACAGCACCAACAGUUCAGAAACUUCAAAGAUGUCUGCUACCAGGAGGCCAAGGGACCUCGAGAGGUUUGCAGCCAACUGUGCCGUCUCUGCCAUGAGUGGCUGAAGCCAGAGCAAAACACCAAGGCUCAGAUCCUGGACCUGGUGAUCCUGGAGCAGUUCCUGGCUGUCCUCCCCCCGGAGAUGGAGAACUGGGUCAGGGAAUGUGGAGCAGAGACCAGUUCCCAGGCGGUGGCCCUGGCUGAAGGUUUCCUCCUAAGCCAGGCAGAGGAGAGGAAGCAGGCAGAGCAGCAGACCAAGGGUCUGCUUGCAGAAUUGGCUGCUGAUUCCCUGGAGGCAGAGAGGACGCCAUCAACCACUGGAGAGUAUCCCAUGCGAAACAUGCCAGAGAGUGAUGGAGGUGCCACUUUGUUGGCAGGUGAUGGAAUGAGCUUGGCAAGACCCGUUCGGCCACCUCUUCUUUCGGACGGAGGGGAAACAGCUGCUGUAACACUAGACCAGUGCCCUGUGUCCUUUGAGGAUGUGGCUGUGUUCUUUGCAGAAGAGGAGUGGUCUUUGCUGGAUCCUGACCAGAGAGCUCUGCAUAGCGAAGUCAUGGAAGACAAUUGCCUGAUGGUCACCUCUCUAGCUCACGGAAAGCACUUCCGCCGCCAUUUGGACCACACGACCCACCAAACCAUCCAUACGUCGGAGACGCCGUAUCAGUGCUUUGUGUGCGGCAGGAAGUUCAUCCAAAAGGGAAGUCUCACUGAACAUCAGAGAAUCCACACAGGGGAGAAGCCGUAUCAGUGCUCGGAGUGCGGAAAGAGCUUUGGCCAGAAGUCGCAGCUCACUUUUCACCAGAGAACUCAUUCGGGGAAGAAACCUUAUCAAUGCCCGAAGUGCGGAAAGAGCUUCGUUCACCAUUCAACCUUUUCUUGCCAUCAGAAAGUUCACUUUCGGGAGAAAUUGUAUAAAUCGGGGGCGGGCAACAUCAGGCCACUCUACCCUGCGCAUGGCACCUGCCCCACACCAGGGCCCCCCUCCCCAGCCCCUGCCCCCCCAAUGACCCUGCUGUUUCUGCCUACCUGGAAUAUGUCCUUCAACUCCAACAAUGCCCCUUGAAUGUCUGUAUCGAGGAUAGAGAAGGUGUUGAAACUGGCUGGCUGUCAUGUCUGGCAUGUCAGGCUAUGAGAAAGUUCACUGCAGAGGACUCUCUUACGCAACUGGGCCCAGGACAGAUCUCUUAAAUCAGCUUGUGGGAAGAAGGGAGCUUCAUUCCGCCUGAUUUAGGUGUGCGAGUGAUCUCUACAGGGAGCUUUUCCGUGCUUCAGAGCCCAGCGCUAAGCAGGAUUGAUCAGUCCUGCUCUCCACCCACAUAGACCAGCUUUGGACAGGUGAACAAUGACAGCAAAUGAUUGACAGGUGGGUGGGCUCGCCCACAAGUCAGAAGUUGGCUCAGGUCGGUGGGGUGAAGUGUGGAGAUAUCUGGUCCCCCAGGCAGAAAAAGGGUUCUCUACCCACUGGGGUGGGGAGCGGGUGGCGCUGUGGGUUAAACCACAGAGCCUAGGACUUGCUGAUCAGAAGGUCAGCGGUUCACUCCCGUUGCUCGGUCCCUGCUCCUGCCCACCUAGCAGUUCGAAAGCACGUCAAAGUGCAAGUAGAUAAAUAGGUACCACUCUGGUGGGAAGGUAAGCGGCAUUUCCGUGCGCUGCUCUGGUUUGCCAGAAGUGGCUUAGUCAUGCUGGCCACAUGACCCGGAAGCUGUAUGCCGGCUCCCUUGGCCAAUAAAUUGAGAUGAGUGCCGCAACCCCAGAGUCGGCCACAACUGGACCUAAUGGUCAGGGGUCCCUUUACCUUUACCUUUACCCACUGGGGUAAGUUACUGGUUUUCCUUUACCGAUUUACUAGAUACUGGCAUUUUGAGACAGCAUAUGGCAGCCAUUCUGUGAUUGGCCAUGCCCAAGAGAGCAGCCAUUUUAGAGUGGCACCCAUGUCGCUUUCUCUACGUUCCAAAGGUUGCAAAGAAAGGCGUAAGAAGAAUGGAGAGCCUGCCGUAUCGCCAGGCUCAUCCUGGAUAGCUCAGUUGGUGCUGAUAACACCAAAGUUGCAGGUUCGAGCCAUGAAUGGGGCAACUGCAUAUUCCUGCAUUGCAGGACUAGAUGAUCCUCAGGGUCCCUUCUUACCCUACAAUCCUAUGAUUUCUAUGAUUCCCUAAACUGGCAUCUAUCUACAGCUGAUCCAUCAGGCUACAGUGGAAGCAGGGCUUCUCCAUUGGAGAGCAAUUUUGGGUUCCUCUGUUUGAGCUGGUCAUUACUAUUAUUCAGUGACUAAGAAACAGCUCCUGGGCUCCCUUCUCCGAUUUCCUUCCCAUCCUGUUUCCUUUUCUGUUUUGCUCUUUGAUCGUAAGCAGAUGAUGCUCUUAUACUACUGAUAUUUGUAAGCUGGUGCUUUCAAAUGUUUCCGUGUUGCACAUCAAAAAAAUGCUUCAUUUAUCUUUAUAAAUGGAUUGCAGAGAAGAAAAUGCAUAUUGCAAUUAAAAGAAAAGAGGUGUCCUGGGUGUUGCAUGAAGACUUGAAAGGUGGGAUAGGAAUUGUGUUUUUACACACACACACACACACACACACACACACACACACAAUUCCUAUCCCAGCUUGUUGUUUAGUCGUUUAGUCGUGUCCGACUCUUCGUGACCCCAUGGACCAGAGCACGCCAGGCACUUCUGUCCUCCACUGCCUCCCGCAGUUUGGUCAGACUCAUGCUGGUCGCUUCGAGAACACUGUCCAACCAUCUCGUCCUCUGUCGUCCCCUUCUCCUUGUGCCCUCCAUCUUUCCCCACAUCAGGGUCUUUUCUAGGGAGUCUUCUCUUCUCAUGAGGUGGCCAAAGUAUUGGAGCCUCAGCUUCACGAUCUGUCCUUCCAGUGAGCACUCAGGGCUGAUUUCCUUCAGAAUGGAUACGUUUGAUCUUCUUGCAGUCCCCAGGAC